Messenger RNA from Hemicordylus capensis (graceful crag lizard), 4274 nucleotides. It is a transcript of the gene FBXL18, whose product is annotated as F-box and leucine rich repeat protein 18. Gene Ontology annotation, molecular function: protein binding. The transcript has 5 exons. Gene Ontology annotation, biological process: SCF-dependent proteasomal ubiquitin-dependent protein catabolic process. Bases 384 to 2471 code for a protein of 695 amino acids. The record is from RefSeq and is a predicted model, not a curated record. Gene Ontology annotation, cellular component: SCF ubiquitin ligase complex. NCBI's taxonomy places the organism in Eukaryota, Metazoa, Chordata, Lepidosauria, Squamata, Cordylidae.
GGCACCCUCCUCGCGUGUCCAUGGCAACGCCCCCAGGAUCCUGCUUUGCCUUGAGGCCGGAGGGAUGCCCGAAUCGGCUUUCUCUUUACUCGAGCCGCUGGCCCACCCGUCUCGGUCUUGCCUGCUCUGACUGGCAGCAGCAGCUGCAGCUCUAUCUCAGUCUUGCUGGCUCUGACUGGUGGCGCAGCAGACGCUCCUCCAUCUCAGUCUUGCCAGUUCUGACUGGCGGCAGUGGCUCUUUCUGUGUCUUGCGGCUCUGACUUGGCGGCAGCAGCAGGUCUUUCUUAUAGGGGCCUUUCCAGCCCUGCCUGGAUUGCACUUGGCGUUUGCUGCAUGCAGAGCAGGAUGUGACCAGCGACGAAAACAGGGAGGAGAGCAACAGCAUGAACUUAAUGGAGUUCUCUGAUGAAAUCCUCUUGCACAUACUGAGAUAUGCUCCGGUCUCAGAUCUUGUCCUCAACGUCCGGAAAGUCUGCAGGAAACUUUCUGCACUCAGCCUUGACAAAAGCCUCACCCAUACGGUCAUCCUGCACAAGGACUAUCAGGUGGACAAAGACAAAGUGAAGCAACUCAUGAGGGCGAUUGGAAAAGAAAUCCACGAGCUGGACAUGGCCGGCUGCUACUGGCUGCCUGGCAGCACCAUUGACCAAGUGAUCUGCUGCAAGAACCUGGUGAGACUCAACCUGUCCGGCUGCCACCUCACCUCCCUCCGCCUCUCCAAGAUGCUGUCCGCCUUGCAGCACCUCCGCUCGCUGGCCAUUGACGUAAGCCCGGGCUUCGAUGCCUCCCACCUGAGCAGCGAGUGCAAAGCCACCCUGAGCCGCGUGCUGGAGCUCCAGCAGACCCUCUACACCCCCUCCUACGGCGUGGUCCCCUGCUGCACCAGCCUGGAGAAGCUGCUCCUGUACUUCGAGAUCCUCGACCGCUCGCGGGAGGGUUUGAUCAUCUCUGGCCAGCUGAUGGUGGGCGAGAGCAACGUGCCCCACUACCAGAAUCUCCGGGUCUUCUACGCUCGGCUGGCUCCCGGCCCCGUCAACCAGGAGGUGGUGAGGCUGUACUUGGCGGUCCUGAGUGACCGGACACCGGAGAAGCUUCACGCCUUCCUCAUCUCCGCCCCCGGCGGCUUUGCGCAGAGCUGUGCGGUCAAAAACCUGUUGGACUCCAUGGCCCGGAACGUGACGCUGGAUGCCUUGCAGCUGCCUCGCUCCUGGAUGAACGGCUCCAGCCUCCUCCAGCACCUGCGGUUCAGCAACCCUUUCUACUUCAGCUUCAGCCGCUGCAGCCUCUCGGGCGGCCAGCUGGUCCAGAGGGUCCUGAACGGCGGCAAGGACCUCCGCAGCUUAAUCGGCUUGAACCUGAGCGGCUGCGUGCACUGCCUGUCCCCGGACUCCUUACUGCGGAAGGCCGAGGAUGAUAUUGACAGCGGCAUCGCAGAAACCCUCGUGGCCUCCUGCUGCAACCUCCGGCACUUGAACCUUUCGGCCGCCCACCAUCACAGCUCCGAGGGCUUGGGCAAGCACCUCUGCCAGCUCCUAGCCCGCCUGACCCGCCUCCUGUCUCUGGCUCUGCCCGUCUGCUCCAUCACCGACGUUCCUGCCGUGACCGCGGACCGACCCUCUGUGCAGCCCGUGGCGAACGCGGCCUCCCAAGGUUUUGGCAAGAAAGUCCGGAUCGGGGUGCAGAAGUACCCGAGGAACUGCCUAGAGCAGGGACACCCCCAGCCGCCGGCCUCUGUGUUCUGGAGACUCCUGGGAAGCCUGCCCUAUCUGGAGAGACUGGAGCUCAUUGGCUCCAGCUUUUCCUCUGCCAUGCCCAGGAACGAGCCGGCCAUUCGGAACUCGCUUCCUCCCUGUAGCCGGGCCCAGCACGUAGGGGACGCGGAAGUGGCCGCCAUCGGCCAGCUGGCCUUUCUGCAGAGCCUCACGCUGGCCCAGCUGCCCAACCUCUUGACAGGCUCCGGGCUCGUCAGCGUCGGGGUCCAGUGCCAACACCUGCGGACUCUCUCGCUGGCCAACCUGGGCAUGAUGGGCAAAGUGAUGUACAUGCCGGCCCUGAUGGACAUGCUGAAGCACUGCAAAUGUUUGCAGGAUCUCAGGCUAGAGCAGCCCUACUUCAAUGCCAACGCCCAGUUCUUCCAGGCCCUGAGCCACUGCGCUUCCCUCCAGCGCCUUUGCAUCAUCUCCCGGAGCGGGACCCUGCAGCCCGAAGCUGUGAUGUCGUUCAUGACCGCUUGCCUGGAGGUCAUCAUGUGCCACAUGUUUAUGGGGGAGUCUCUCUCCAUGUGCAAAACCCUGCAGCAGUCCCUGAUACGGAGUUUCCAGGCCGACCGACCUGCGCUGAACGUCGUCAUUUUCCCCCUCUUGCAUGAGGACUUGAUGGAGGUCAUCCGCGACGUCCCCAUGAUGCACUUGGACGAGAUCACCUUGUUCAAAAGCCGCGUGGCCGAGGGGCCGCCGAACCUGUGGUGGUGAUCGCGACGUCUGGUUGGGCGGGGAAGGAGCAGGAUCCCUGUCCCGAGCGCAUGCAAGUUGCUUCUCAUUGGCUGGGGAUGCCCCAUUCGUGAGCCUUACAGCCGCCUUGCUGAAUGCUGUGCAAUUUCUGGGCCGUUGCCAGACAGACUUGAGUGGACGCCAAGCUGGGCAAGGUUUGCCCUUGAAAAUCCGAUAUUUAUUCAUUUUGAUUUCUUGCCUGCCCUUGACCCCACGGAUCUGACGUAUGUUACAGCUGGAAAAUAUUGGCGCCUUCUGGGUGGUUAUUUCCUUGCUAUUAAUAUAUUAAUUCCUGUGUAACUUUCAGUGUAUGUAAAGUUCAGAAGAAAGAAUGUACCCCCUUGCUUUCCCUCCCUGUGGCCGCUUGUUCUUGGACCCAGUUGGUGUGUGGGGUUUCCCACCCCGGCCUCAGUGACUUGUUUACAUUUACUUUGGAGGUUCCAAGCAAAAUGGGGACAUUUAAACCUUAUUUCAGAGAUUCUCAAACUUGGGUGCCCAGAUGCUGUUGGACCUCAGCUCCCAUAAUCCCCAGCCAUCUGGGCACCCAAGUUUGAGAACCCAUAUUUAUUUUGGGGGUUCAGCUGUGCUCCUCCCACACAGCCAAUUCCCCCCCCACACACACACAACUUGAUCACCUAGUUCUACAGGGACGGUUGCACAACCAAGGUGGUCUUGUGCUGGCACCACCUGUGGAUGACACUAGCCUGCCAUCAUACCCUGCCACCCGUGUUCCCUCUAACAGGGAUUCCCAGAUGUUGUUGACUACAGCCCCCAGAAUCCCCAGCUGCAAUGGCUUGUGCUUUGGGAUUAUGGGAGUUGUAGUCAACAACAUCUGGGAAUCCCUGUUGGAGGGAACUCUGCCAGCCACACUAAUGGCUGGGGAUGAUUGGAUUUGUAGUCCAGCAUCCUCUGGGAACCCUAGGCUGGGUAACCCCUGUGGUGGAGCUUCCACAGGUGUGUGUGUCUGGGGGGGGGACUUCUGGCAUCCUCUUCCCUCGCAUCUUAUACAGCAGGAGUCCUGAGUUAUUCAGGCACAUGGCAGGCUGCGUCUUGUAGUGGGGCGAGGAAUUAAGCUUGGGUUCCCUCCAGGGUUCCCGGGUGUUGUAGACUAUAACUCCCAUCAUCAGGAUGUUGGGGGUUGUAGUGAACAAUAUUUGGGAAUCGCUGUUGGAAAGCAUGCUGCUCCCCUGUAACCGCUCGGUCUAGAAAUCCUUUCCAGAAGCCUGCCCUGCCCGAGCGGUGAUGCUCAGAGUAGUGCCUCCGACUGGCACAAUGUACCUACGUUUUGCUAAAAGUGGUUCGCCAGCUCGGCCGGCAGCCUCUUCAAGCGGGCGCUUCCUGUUUGCGGCGUGACUCUACUUGGCGCUGCUCGUUCACUUGCAGGAUGUCCCGUUUCGUUAUCCGGGAUUUGCCUUUUCUGCCUUGGUCUGGCCUUAGAUGACCCUUUGCUCGCCAUGCCCCUUGGGGCAGAAGGGAGUGAGCAGUGCCAGUGCCACUGUUGCCUCGCAGCAGUUGGCACGCUUUGGGGACAUGGAUUUGGGGGUUCUGGAAAGGAUUCCCAAAAGGGCAUCCUUUGCAAAGGGAUGGGGACGUGGGAAAAGGCGGCCUCUCCUUUUUCUCUUGGUCUGUUAUUUGCUUCUGCUACACUGUGCAUUCUGUGAUGGCUCAGCUUGUAACCGUGCGUGUGUGUUCAAAUGUGGCACUCUGGUAUCUCAAUGUUCGUUGGAUUAACGGUGGACUUACCUGUCAGAUGGUAUAUAAACAUUUCUGUACACACUCUUGCUA